Molecule: messenger RNA, 1767 nt
Organism: Labeo rohita (rohu)
Lineage: Eukaryota; Metazoa; Chordata; Actinopteri; Cypriniformes; Cyprinidae
Product: olfactory receptor 6N1-like
Exons: 2
Coding region: 88-1050 (320 amino acids)
Biological process (GO): G protein-coupled receptor signaling pathway
Cellular component (GO): membrane
Molecular function (GO): G protein-coupled receptor activity; olfactory receptor activity
Source: RefSeq, a predicted model, not a curated record
GCAGAAUGUAUUUUAACAGUAGCUUGUGAAACAAGUGCAAAGAUGAAAAGGCACAUAAAAUAUUUUUUCUAAGGACUAAUAUUCAUCAUGUCAGUGGGAAACAUCACUUUUGUAAAGGAUUUUGUGAUAGUCGGCUUUCCUGGACUUCAACCUAAUUACUAUGGCGUCAUAUCAGCACUUCUGUUUUUUGUUUAUGUUUGUACAUUGGCUGGAAAUGCUAUAUUUUUUAUUUUGUUUGUAACAACCAAGAGCCUUCAGAAACCUGUUUAUUACUGCAUUAUAAAUCUAGUCGUGUGUGAUGUACUAUUCAGCACUACAACAUUACCAAAGAUAAUCAGCAGGUACUGGUUUCAAGAUGGAACCAUUUCAUUCUUGGGUUGUUUUGUUCAGAUGUUCUUUGUGCAUUAUUUAGGCAGUGUUGGUUCUUAUGUUCUGGCUGUUAUGGCUAUAGACCGCUAUGCAGCAAUUUGUUACCCGCUUCAAUAUCAUAGUCUCAUGACAAACCAAAAUGUACUUAAUCUGAUUCUGGGCUGUUGGAUUUUGGGUUUAUUAGGCCCCUUAAUGAUGGCCAUUCGAGCUUAUCCUCUUCCUUACUGUGCAGAAAACACCAUUAUACACUGUUACUGUGAUCAUGUUUCCAUCACAACACUAGCCUGCACUGACAGAUCACUGUAUAGUAUUCCAGCACUCAUCAAUGCUCUUGUAGUACUGCUGGGAUCUCUUGCUGUUAUUGUUUUCUCUUACUGCUCCAUCUUCGUGGCAGUUAUGCGAAUUUCAAGCACUCAAGGAAGGAUGAAGACUUUCUCCACCUGCAGUCCUCAGCUCAUCAUAAUUGCUCUCUUUUUCCUACCCAGGUGUUUCAUCUAUUUGUCUGGCAACAUUGGUGUAAAGUUCAGCACUGAUUUGCGAUUAGUUAUUGUUAUGAUGUAUAGCCUGUUGCCGCCCAUGAUCAACCCCCUCAUUUACUGUUUAAGAACAGAAGAGGUGAAAAAGAUACUAAGAAGACAAUUUCAAAAGAAACAAAUUGGUAUUCCUUUACGGUUGGUCUGAUGUGCUUUAUUUAAUGAGGUGGCCAAACUGUUGCUGUUGUCACAAGGUCCUCAUAUGUCUAUAUUACAAAACAUACAACAUUAUUCCAGUUGUAUUUGUUGGAGUGGACUGAAUGCCAAGAAACUUUUGAAGGGCUCCUAAAAAAUGAAUUUUAUCUUCUGGAAAUUAUGUUUUUUCCCCUUCUGCUGUAACACUUCUUACAGUGCUAAUAAUAUAUUAUAGACAAUAUGGUAGUUUUAUCAUGAUAAUUUAUGCAAUAGGUAGGUCUGCUUCUCAAAUAUACUUUAAAUAAUCAUAUACAUCAUAUAAAUGAAUAUAAAUUAAUUAUCUAAUGUUAUACAAAUAUGAAGAUAAAAAAUGUGAAUGAAAUGCCAUAUCAUUAUGAUUGAAGAUGACCUCUCUGAGUAGAUGGAAAUGGAACACGAUACAAAUUAUUUUAUUUAUAGUUUCUGUUAAUGUUGCAGAGAAAACUGGCUUCUGUUGUUGAAUAUGUUGUUAUUGUUGAUUAUAUUCUGUAUAAUAUUUUUAUAAUUUAGGAAAUUCUACAGCUUACAACAAACUUUUGUAAAUAAUCCAGAAAAAGGUAAUGAGCGAGAAUGCCAGCAUUUUCUCAUGCAUUGGAAAAGUUUUUCAUUCAGUCAUAAGUCUCACUACUUUAUGAAACUCUCACGCAUAGCCAGGCAUUGAAAAUAGAAUUUUACAUAACAGUGGACCUUG